UAUUUCUCUCUCUCUUUUACUCUUUCUCUCUCUCUCUCUCUCUCUCUCUCUCUCUCUCUCUUUCUCUUUUAUUACACCAUGGCGUCGAGAUCAUCGACCUUUUCCUGGAUGCUGCGAUAUCUUCUGCUGUCGUCCUUCGUCUUAUGGGACUCGACCAUAGCCCGUGGGACUAAACGUGGACUUAAGCAUGGUCAAAUCGGUCCACACGGGACAAGCAAAAGCCUAAAGAAUAGCGGUCUCUUUCCGUCAACCUUUAAUGUCGCCGCUAAAGCUGAAAUAUUUGUUAAUGCAACCUGCGGCGAGGAUGGGCCAGAAACUUUUUGUAAACCUUCGGAAUCGUCGAGAUGUGCCGUCUGUGAUUCGAGAAGUCCUGACCCAGGAAAAAGACACAAUAUCAGCCAUGCCUUAGAUUCUAAUCCCGGUAGAUGGUGGCAAAGUCCUACCUUAGCUAGAGGAGAUAAUUACGAAUACGUCACUAUACUUCUCGAUCUUAAACAAGUCUAUCAAAUCGAAUAUGUGAUCGUGAAAGCAGCGAAUUCUCCGAGACCAGCUGCAUGGAUACUCGAGAGAUCGAUCGAUAACGUGAACUUUCAACCCUGGCAGUAUUACGCACCAAGCGACCAAGAAUGUUGGGCGAGAUAUUCGGCACCACCUGUGCCUGGUAAGCCGGUUUAUGACGAUGAAGUCAUUUGUACGAGCAUUUACUCCAGGUCGACGCCUAUGGAAAACGGUGAAAUUCAUACGCAUCUGAUUAAUGGUAGACCCGGUGCCCUAAAUCACAGUACAACCCUUCAAGAAUUUACACAAGCGAGAUACGUCAGACUUCGUUUUCAAGGUCUACGAAGGAACGGCGUUGUAAUAGCCGAUAAAAGAAAAGCAUUUUAUUCGAUCAAGGAGAUCAAUAUCGGUGGACGUUGUCUAUGUUCUGGUCAUGCUGCUCGUUGUCGAUACAGUGUACAACAUGGGCAUCAAGAAUGUGAAUGCGAACGUCACACGUGCGGUGAAAGAUGCGAAAAGUGUUGUCCCAUGUACAAUCAAAUACCAUGGAAGCCCGGUACCGCCUCCAAGGGCUUUCAUUGUGAGAAAUGCAAUUGCAAUGGACAUGCAACGUCAUGCGUUUACGAUCCGGAAGUUGCCGAUAAGAGGAUGUCUAUGGACGUUCGAGGGAAGUUUCGAGGGGGCGGUGUUUGCGUCAAUUGUACGGAACACACGUCUGGUAUCAAUUGUGAGAAAUGUCAAAUAGGUUACUAUAGGCCUAACGGUGUUGCACCCGAUGCAUCUGAACCCUGUUUGCCCUGUGACUGUAGCAUUCAUGGUAGUACAGGUUAUUGUACACCAGACGAUUCUUAUACACAUAUGGGAAAGGUAGCAGGUGCCUGCGAGUGCAAAUCCGGCUAUUCGGGAUACAAAUGUGAUCAAUGUGCAGCGGGUUAUCGUCAGUAUCCUGAUUGCAUGCCAUGCCCAUGUGAUUCACGGGGUAUCCUGCCGUCUCACGAUUGCGAGGGUGAUUGCCUAUGCAAGGCCAACGUCGACGGUGAAUUUUGCGAUCGAUGCAAAUCAGGAUACUUUGCAUUGACCAAGGAUAAUCUUGAUGGUUGCGUAUCUUGCUACUGUUUUGGUGCAACUGAUCGUUGCGUUGCCGGGAAGCUCUAUUACACGAUGAUAUCUUCGUUAGAAAAUUGGUUGAUUACCGAUAUGAAUGGUUCAUUAGGAGUAGUACCAACAUUAGACACAGACAAUGGUUGGCUGACCGUGGCUGCGUUCGAGGUCGAAUAUGAAAGUCCGUAUUGGUUGGCUCCACGAAUCUAUACGGGAAAUCGUCUUUCAUCUUACGGUAGUAAUCUAACAUAUACCGUCACCUGGGUCGUCAUGCGUGGCGAUACCAGUGGCAAACCUACCACCGAACCCAACGUUAUUUUAGUCGGUAACAAUGGCAUGCGCAUAGCUUACGGCGAGGAACAGUAUAACGGUCAGGAGGCGGAGAUAUCCGUGGCCUUGACCGAGCAAGGCUGGUACCACGUGCGAAGUGAAGUCCGAGACAUUCCUACAAGACUAAGGAGAACCGAUUUUCGCGGCGAUUCUGUCAGUAGAAUUCAAAUGAUGCAUGUAUUAGCUGAUUUAAAAUAUCUCAUGAUUAGAGCACAAUAUCAUUCCGAACAAAUCGAAGGAAGUCUUCUAUCUGCAAUCCUUCCGGUAGGUGAUCCCGUACGAACGGAAGAUGGUAGUCAAAGUCUCGUAGAGAUCUGUGAGUGUCCUAAAGGAUAUACAGGUCUAUCUUGCGAGAAUUGUUCCUGGGGAUACGUGAAAGUGACGAGCAAUGGUUCUAAUCAUCAGGAUUAUCAAAUUUGCGUUGAGUGUGAUUGCAAUGGUCAUGCUUCCUCUUGCGAUCUUGUUAUGGGCGAAUGUAAGACCUGUGAGCAUUAUACGGUCGGUCCAAAAUGCGAUCGAUGUUCAACAGGAUAUUAUGGGAUUGCAACGAAAGGGACAUCGGAAGAUUGUAAAAAAUGUGCUUGUCCAUUGUCCAUCGAGUCAAAUAAUUUCAGUCCAAGUUGUCAAUUGGAGGAUCCCACGGAUGAUAAUAGCGGCUAUGUUUGCACUCAAUGUCCCGAAGGAUAUACAGGCGAUCAUUGUGAAAGCUGCGACGUGGGCUUUUAUGGUAAUCCAUCGACUCCCGGUGAUACCUGUAAGCGAUGUCCUUGCUCAGGUGGACCGUGCGAUCAGGAAACAGGACGUUGUUUAGAAUGCCGUGGAAAUACCGAAGGUUGGAAAUGUGAAAGAUGUAAGGAGGCUCAUUAUGGGGAUCCAUUACGUCAAAAUUGUCUACCAUGCGAUUGUGACCCGAUUGGCAGUGGUUUCGUUCAUUGCGAUCGGAUGAGCGGUCAGUGUCCCUGCAAGCCUUUGUUCUCUGGUCGUGACUGUUCCUUCUGUAUUGAGGGUUACGGAAACGUGAGUGCACGUUGCCAACUAUGCGAAUGCGAUGUGGGUGCCCUCGACGAACUUUGUGAUCCCGUAACCGGCGAGUGCAGGUGUUCUGAGGGUGUAGUUGGUUCACAUUGCGACAGAUGCGACAUCGAUCAUUAUGGUCUGUCAACAAGCGGUUGUCAAGGAUGUCGUUGCAACAUGAUAGGUUCGAUCAGUACGACAUGUGACAUAGUAACUGGUCAAUGUCAAUGCAAAUCUCAUAUAAUCGGUAGACAGUGCGAUCAAUGUCAGACAGAUUAUUGGGGCUUGACAACAGGAGCAGGAUGUGUCCCAUGCAAUUGCGAUCCCAUUGGGUCUUUCAAUUCUUCCUGCCAACAAAAUACAGGAUUAUGUUAUUGUAGAUCUGGCGUGGCUAGCCCACGUUGCGAUACUUGUCUUCCUGGUUAUUACGGUUUCUCAUCGAAUGGAUGUCAACGAUGCGAUACCUGUGUGAGACCAGGACAUAUUUGUGAUCCCGACACAGGACGUUGUGUAUGCCCAAGCUUGACCUACGGUGAACACUGUGAUCGAUGUAGACCAGGUUCGUGGAACCUGAUUCCAGGAAUUGGCUGCAAGCCAUGCGCUUGCACUUUAGGCUCGAUGAGAUCUCAGUGCGAUCAUCGAGGCCAAUGCGUUUGCAGGAUCGGCUACGAUGGCCUUAGAUGCGAGAAAUGUGCUAAAGGUUAUUAUGGUUAUCCAAGAUGUCGUCCCUGUGGAUGCAACGCUGCUGGAAUUCUCUCAUGUGAUGGAGAGAUCUGCGAUUGCGAUGAAAAUGGACAGUGCCCGUGCAAGGAAAAUGCCGUUGGCAGACAAUGUAAUCGAUGCAAGAAUGGUACCUUUGGCCUGGCAAAAGAUAAUCCAAAAGGUUGUACCGAAUGCUUUUGCUUUGGUAGAAGCAAACAUUGUCAACAGGCUGGUUUCAGCUGGGGAUUGAGAAGAAUUAAAAAACCUAGAACACUUUUUAUUAACGAAUCGGUCAACGAUAUUAUGAUCACUGAUUCGGGCUCGACUUUUGUUUAUUCGAAUAAUGAAUUAGAUGUCAUGAAUGGUUUGACAAUAAUUCCUAAUACCGAAGGAGAUGUUAUACUUCCAGCUAAUUUGUAUUAUAAUUAUUAUCUUUAUUGGAAACUUCCGGAAACGUUUUUACGCGACAAGGUUGCAUCUUACGGUGGAUUAUUACGUUUUGCUACGUCAACUGAUGGUGGUAUAUCAUUGAGGUCGGCACAUAAAUAUCCACUUGUACAACUACAAGGAAACGAUAGGAUCAUCCUAGAAUAUUAUUUGCACUCGCCUGUUAAAGAUAAUCGCUAUGAAGUCAGAUUUCAUGAGUCCUUAUGGCAAUUACACGGCAGACCAGAUUACAAAGUUACCAGAGAGGUUUUGAUGGUCGCUUUACAGAAUGUGCAACAUAUCUUCAUAAAAGCAACAGACAAUGCGGACUUCACUAAGACGACCCUUCUGGAAGCAUCCUUGGAAGCUGCAGUGUUAACUCACACUCAUUCUCCACCAUUGGCAAGUGGCGUUGAGAUUUGUCAGUGUCCUCCGGAAUAUAACGGCACAUCUUGCCAAGAUCCAAGUAUAGGCUUCUAUAGAUCGUAUGAAAACACAACCGUCACGUCUACUAUAGUAAUCGAUCUUGUCGGACAAGCUAGACGUUGUCAGUGCAGCGGUAGAUCAGAGAUAUGUGACAGAGAGACGGGAUAUUGUCAAAAUUGCAGAGGCAACACUAUCGGUCCAAGAUGUGAGAUUUGUGCGGAUAGCUUUUAUGGACAUCCUGAAAUCGGUGGUUGCAAACCUUGUCCCUGUCCACAGAUUGAUAAAAGAUUUUCAAGUAGCUGUGUCGUUCGUGCUGAUAGUGAACCAAUUUGUCAUUGCAAACCUGGUUACACAGGUAGAAUGUGCGAACGAUGUACUCACAAUUAUUAUGGUUUCCCUAAUCUACCCGGUGGCCAAUGCAUACCAUGUAAUUGCAAUCUAGCAGGUAGUACCAGCGACAAAUGCGAUGAAAAGACAGGACAAUGCAAUUGUAGACAAGGUUCAACUGGAAGAGAUUGUUCUCAAUGUACAGCUUAUCGUCACGUUUACAUCGAUAACGUUUGCACGUCAUGUGACGACAAUUGUACCGGACUUUUAUUGGGCGACGUCGAUGCAAUGAUGGAAGAACUUGCAACUGGAACGUCUCACAUCGCUGAUGGUUAUGUACCUCCUCCCUGGGAGGAACUAACUUACGUCGAAUCUAAUACCAGUCUUCUACUAGACCAGUUGAAGCUGCAAAGCCAGCUUAAGCAGAGAAUGAAGAACGUGCCCUGGUACGAAUACAAAAAGCUCAUGAAAAAUGCUGAAACUUUGUUAAGAAAUGCAAACGAUCAUGCUAAUCGUGGCACUUUGUGGAAGAACAAGUCGAACGAUCUGAAAAAUAAUAUUUUCAGUACACAAAUUGAGAUUAGAAAUCUUCACGAACGUAUCGAAGACAUUAUCUCGCGAUUAAAUUCUUAUGGCGAUGAUAACAAAAGGGUUGAAAUCAAAAAAGUGUUGGAAAUGGCAAAGACGAUAUUGCACGAUCUGAAGAAUGUAAAUUUACCAAAAAAAACUGUGAAAAUUCAAGAAUUUAUCAAAAAUACCGAGGAUUAUAUCGAAUGGUUAAAUUCAGUCUGCAAUUCAACGGAACCAAUAAUGAUAGCUCAAGAAGACACUGAUGAUUUCACUUUGAAAUUGAACGAUAUGAAAAAGAUCUUGGAAGAAACAAUGGAGAUUUUAUUUACUUACGACGGUCUUUAUAAAAAUAUUAAUGAAACAUACGUGGAAUUUGAAAAUGAUUGUAAUCGAAUCAAUGCGUUCGCAAAAGAGAUCGACGCGAUAAACGAUAAAAUACAAUUGAUCGACGAAGCAAAAGGAUUCAUUAUCGACGCACAGAAUGAUCUUCAAGAUCUUCCAGAACUGAAAAAGAAAUUGUCCUUUUGGACCGAUAAAUUAUAUGAGAAAGAAGAAAUAUUGUACAGAUUAAAUUACGAAUAUAAUGAUAAAUACGUCGUUCCAGCGAUCGAACAUGCGAAGAAUUUGUCAAAUUAUGUGGACGAUUAUGUUAGUCUGUUUUCGGAGACACGCGACAUAGCGGCUAGCCCGCUGAAGGCGAGUCAAGCUUACAAGAACAUCGUUGAUAGCUUGACAAGAGCUAAUGAUACUGCAUUAAUGGCAAAAGAGACAACAGAAAAUAUAAAUACUCAGAUUUUUCCAAACGGAAAAGAAUCGAUAUCUAUGUUGGACAAUUCGAUAGAUGUUUUACGUGGUUCAAUUGAACAAUUAAAAAAAACCAAUGAUAUGAAGGAAUCCGUCGAAGAUUCGUCGAAUAAAACGGAAUUACAGGAAGCUGCUGUGGAACUUUUAAAAAAUACUUUAAACAAUACUGGUAUACGUGAUAAUAAAAUAAAUGUAAAAUUGAGAGAAGUGCAGAGUGAAAGCAAAGCGUUGGAAGAAAAAUUAGAAAAAGUUAUGCAGGAUAACAAUGAAGUUUCGGAGUCAGUGAACGACAUGCAAAGAUUAAUCGACGAUUACAAAAAAGAAAUUUCCGAUAGAUUGCAACCAAAAUUCCAAGAUCUUAAGAGAGAAGGAGAUUCGAAGAUCAGUUUGGCUAGUGAAAAAUUAUCAGAGGCUUUAAGUAACAUCAAAAAAGCAGAUGCAAAGCUAAUAAGUUUAUCAAAUGCUGCGGUGAAACGUAAAAGUGUUUUCGACAAAUGGAAUGAUACGUUAACGUCCAAGCUACAAAAUCUAAAAGACAAGAUUGCCGAGGCUAGAAAUACCGCUGAAGGAAUUCGAAUUUCGGUAAAAUCGGUAGAAGACAAAAAAUGUGUUAGAUCUUAUAGAUUAACAACUCUUCAACCAUCCUCGAUGACAAAUAUAGUAAUGACUUUUGCUAUUCCCGAUAAUCGGAAAGAUGGAUCUUUACUUUAUUUACCAAGCAGUAUCAACGACGAUUUUAUAGCUUUAGAAAUGAUCGAUAGGAAAGUGAAAUUUUUAUGGAAUGUAGGAGGAGGUACAGGGAUUUUAACACAUCCUGAAAUCAUCGAAAGUGGUAAACUCAAAGAAGAUAGAUUUUGGUAUCGAAUCGAAGCCGAAAGAAUACGAAACGUCGGUAAGCUCAGUGUUCGAAAACAAUCAUCAACAACUGGAAGGUAUCUUCCUGUGAUGAAUUCAACGAAUCCAGAAUAUGGACGAUUCGAUAUCAUCAGUAUGGAUCGUGUCUGGUUAGGAGGCAUACCAGAAUCUCAAAGAAGACCUGCUGAAGUCACUGCUGUUAAUGGUUUACCUGCUUGUGUUCAUCAGGUCAUUCUCGAUGGUAAACCUAUUGGUUUGUGGAAUUUUAUUACAACUGCACCAGAUAUGGCCUGUGAAGCUUGCAUGGAAGGAACUGAGGAUAUCAGGGAUGACAUAGCUUAUAGCUUUAAUGGUGAAGGCUAUGCUGUUAGAAAUAAAGUAUCAUCUGGUCCUUACAACAAAUAUACGUUUGGUGUCUCUAUCAGUUUCCGUACAUAUGAUGAAAAUGCUUUAAUCUUCUUAGCAAUUAAUGAAGAUAACAACCAACAUAUCAUGAUAUUUCUUCGAGAAGGAAGAGUCAUUCUUCACAUUGGCUAUGGUGGUAACGUUAGCAUGGAAAUGUCCUCCACUUACAAAUACAAUAAUGGUAAUUGGACAACGGUAGAUGCCUUUAGACAAUAUCUAUUACGUAAAAGUAUCGAGAAAUGUAGUUUAAACGUCGGUGAAGAAAAUGAUAAGAAGAUGGGAGCACCAACACCUCAGCCUAAAAAAGAAGAUAUUCCAGAUUUAGCAAAAGCUAAAUAUUACUUCGGUGGUGUACCACCCAGUUUUAGAGCUGAAAAUAUAAUACUACCAUCUCAAGUAUCAUUUCUUGGUUGUAUGUCUAAUAUUAUUAUACAAGAAGGCUAUGAUCCUAUGGUUGAACAGUAUUAUGGUAUUGAACCAACUUGCGCGAACAAGCCAUUAAGAAUAGUAGGAUUUUAUGGAAAUGGUUAUCUCGAGCAUUCCUCUUAUACUUUGCGUAAAAUAAGUUCGUCUAUGAGUUUCUCAUUUAGAACUUUACAAGAAGAUACUUUAUUAUUGUUAUCCACGUUCCAAGGUCAAGAAGAAAGAUUAUACAAUCCACAAGACAUUAAUGAGGAUAUAACGAGAGAAAAUUAUUAUUCCGUCUGUGUGAUGAAAGGGCAAGUUGAAGUUCGCUUAAAUGCUGGCAAAGGAGAACUCGUUCUUAGAUCUAAUAAUACUUUCAAUGAUGGAAGAUAUCAUACUGUUACGAUUAUUAAAAGAAGAAAGGAAGUUGAGUUGAGGAUCGAUGAUGCUUACCAAAACACUGGAAGAUUACCUAGCAGUGCAGCUAUUAAAGGGCCUGAUUCUAAUGGUGGCCUCUUCUUUGGUGGACUUCCAGCUUUGAUUAAUAAUACAAAAAUGGUGGCUACUAAAAUUCCUCUUUAUGGUGCAAUUAAAGAUGCUAUCUUCAAUGAUGAAAUUCUAAGAUUCGACGAAGUCACGUCGUUCGAUCAUGCACUGAUUGGUCGACCAGGACCUAGUAUGGGUAAAGAUCUUCCUAAUUACACACCUUCUGCCUCAUUGUCAAGGGGAAUGUCUACUCAGCCUGAGGGUUGUCAAAAGGUUCCAUAUUAUUCUUUGGAACCGGGAGCAUUAAAAUUUGGUGACAAAUCGCACAGCCAUACUCAGCUCUAUUUGAACUUCAAAAAAUUUUGGGAAAAAAAAUAUACCAUUGAAUUUGACUUUAGGACUUAUUAUCCCAAUGGUCUAUUAUUUAUUACACCGGGACUUAGAUUAAAGCAUUAUUUGAUGAUCGUGAUUAGAGAUGGACAACUUUUGCUUCUUGUCAAAUGCAAACAAAAAAAGGAGAUCUUAUUUAAGACACCAUUCAAUGAUGGAAAUUGGCAUCACGUUGUAUUGAGCCACGAUGAAAGAAGGCUGACACUUGUUGUGGAUACACAAACACCUCGUACAAUCAAAGUACCUAAAAAGAUUGGAUUAGCUCCGAUGAUGUAUAUUGGUGGAUUACCAGAAAGUGGUACUCCAUUACCAGAACAAAUUGUGGUGAAAUUGGAGACUCUUAAAGGAUGUAUAAGAGGCUUAAGAGUUAAUGGAAAUAUCUAUGACAUGGUCGGUUCUACCAGUCGAGCUUAUAAUGUUGGUCAAUGUUUUCCUAGUGUAGAAAGUGGAGCUUAUUUUCAAGAUGAAGCUUACGCAAUUUAUAAAAGAAAUUUUGAAUUGGGAGCAGUAUUAGAACUUCAGCUAGAAUUUAGAACUUCAGAAUUAUCAGGAGUUUUACUUUCUAUAACUGCUCCUAGUGGCUCUCCAUCCUUAUCCUUGGAAUUGAAUAAUGGCAAAGUGAUCAUGUCUGGUGAUUUGGGAGAUAGUAAUCCAUUAUACGUGGAACAACGAUUUCCUAGUCCAUAUGCUAUUUGUGACAAUCGUUGGCAUCGUAUUCAAGCUGUUUAUAACGAUGAAGAAUUAGCAUUAAAGGUUGACGAUCUGGAUCAAAAAUAUGGAUUGCCUACUAAUGUUAAUUAUCAUUUCAUGGAAUCCACGACUUUAGGUCCUCUUUAUAUCGGUGGUUUACCAGCUUCAGCUAUGAAAGGAACGUUACUCACGCGAGAUCAUUUCAAUGGAUGCAUAAGAAACGUAAUGAUAGGAGGAGAGAGACGAGAUUGGACAGAUAUGGCUGAGCUACAUAAUAUACAUUUGAGUUCUUGCCCGAUACAAUGAUGUAACAUGUAUUAGAUGCAAAUUCGAAGUGCAUCGAAUCAAUCCAAAGACUGUUACGAGGCAGACGCGCAACGUAGUGACGAAUGUUCUUAUGAAUCCUUUGAUAAAUUAAUCGUUAAAUACAGAGGUAAGUGCCAUAACGCGACAAAGGGAUUAAUAAUCCUUAAGACGUAAGACUUAGCGAAGCCAAAAGAUGCUAAAAUAUAAAAUCUAUUAAGCUCUAAAGUUAGUAGGAAACUUGAUAUCAGUCUGCGUUUAGAAAUCAUGGCACAAAAGCUCGUCACACAAUAUCCACAAUUGUGUAAACAAUAAUUUCAAGGAAAAAAAAAAUAUAUAUAUAUAUAUGUAAUUAAACAAAUCACUGCCCAGUGUUGGACAAUAUUUAAUUUAAUUAACGAUUAAAUGUUUACUUAUAUUAAUCAUUGAUGUUUUAAACGUUUACACGUUAAAGAAUUAAUCGAUAAACAUAUAAAUUAUUUGAAUCAUUUUAUUCUACGUACGAUUAUAAAAUUAUGUCGAGCGUUACUUGACACAAGUUGUGUAAAAUUAAUCUCUAUUGUCACUUGACGAUCAUUGACACACUUUUACGUCUUAUCGUAGAAUCGUCCAUUAACGAGCUUCUUUGAAGACCAUUAAAUUUUUUUUAAUGUUUUAUCAUACAAAGCAGAAUCACUGACUAACUACUCCGUAUAUAUAUAUAUAUAUAGAAUCACUUAUCGUUUUAAUUAACUUUUUAAAUGUUAAUAAGAAAAUAAGAAAAAUAUAUAAUAAAGCAAAUAUUUAUUUCAUGGCAAUGAAAACUUAAAUUGUUAAUCAUUAAUACAAGUAAUGAUUAAAUUACCAAUUUAAUCUUUAAUUGCAAUUGAUAAUUUGAAUAUUUUCAAUGUAAUCAUUAAUCAAUAAUUGAAUUAAAUAAUACAGAACACUGCCACUGCCAUAUAGAAUAAUUACAAAUACAUUUAUAGGAUAGACACAUUGUAAAUCAGUAUUUAAAGCUAUUAUUUAUUACCAAUGAUUUAUACAUACAUGUAAUUAUGAUUUCAAUUGAGCAUACUCAAUGCACUCGAGGAUUACUAUUAAUUGAUAGCAUUUAAAAAUAAGUAGAAUUAACUAAAUAAACUGUUUUAUACUUUUAUGGUGGUAUUAACGUAACAAUUGAAUUUAAUACUUAAGUAAAAUAAGAUGCGCAAUUUAAAAAAAAAAAAAGAAAAAAAAUAUUCAGAUAAUAUAUCCAAUGCAAAGGCUAUAUUUAUCAUAUCAACAAAAAAUUAAACCUUUGUAAAAACAACAGUACCGUAAAAAAAAAAA
This is a messenger RNA of Vespa mandarinia (Asian giant hornet), 11043 nucleotides long. It is a transcript of the gene wb, whose product is annotated as wing blister. NCBI's taxonomy places the organism in Eukaryota, Metazoa, Arthropoda, Insecta, Hymenoptera, Vespidae. Gene Ontology annotation, cellular component: basement membrane. Gene Ontology annotation, biological process: tissue development; axon guidance; animal organ morphogenesis. Gene Ontology annotation, molecular function: extracellular matrix structural constituent. The record is from RefSeq and is a predicted model, not a curated record.